Enhydra lutris kenyoni (northern sea otter) is the source of this 246-nucleotide messenger RNA. RefSeq names its product SH3 domain-binding glutamic acid-rich-like protein 3. The record is from RefSeq and is a predicted model, not a curated record. The transcript is spliced from 3 exons. Bases 1 to 246 code for a protein of 81 amino acids. Gene Ontology annotation, cellular component: cytoplasm. Lineage: Eukaryota; Metazoa; Chordata; Mammalia; Carnivora; Mustelidae.
AUGAGCUCCAUUAAAGUCUAUUAUACCAGCGUGUCUGGAUCCAGGGAGGUGAAGCAGAGACAGGAAGAAGUUACCGGAAUUUUAGAUAUUUACCAAAUAAAGUAUGAAUUAAUAGAUAUUUCUGUCAGUUUGAAAGUACUUCAAGAAAUGAGGAUGAAAGUUUCCACUUGUGGAAUAAGAGAUCUUGAAAUGUUUCACAAGGCAAAGGAGAACAAAGAGAUUCUGAAAUUCCUCAAGAUGGAAUGA